GUUCAACGAAACUUUAUGCCAUACCACCAGGAGUCAUCACGUUUAAACGGACUUCAAUCGGAGUAGAGAAAAAUUAUAUUCGAUAUCAGGGUGGAUAUUGUGUACGCUUAUUACUCUAUGUUCGAAGUUAACGCCGAGCCAUGUAGACAUUUGAUCGCAGUCUCAAUGGCAAUCAUACCACUCGUGACGCUUUUACUUUUCAAGUUCGGAGGUGCUCUCGGGUUGAUGGUGGUAACGAAUACCCCAAGUAAUUCACGACCACGCCUCGGCGAAACGAUAACGCUCAACUGUACUGUGUCGGGUGGAGCCGGCAGUGUUCUCGGGUGGUACAUGUUCGCACAUGAUACGGAAGAAACAAUAUAUUUGUCGAACGAUUGUUCCGUUGUUGCAAAGGAGUAUAAAUCAAGAUUAACAAACACUAAAUGUGAUUCGAGUGAUGAUAACUAUAAUCACAUUUUUCAAUUAAGUAAUGUUCAAAUUUCGGACCGAGGGUUGUGGUACUGUCAAGCCGUUGUCAAUAUCAACUGGGCUCGAUCACGUAAGCUUGAAUUGACUGUUUUAGUUCCACCCCUCACCCCGACAGUCACAAAUCCAUCGCCUGUCAAAGUUGGAAAAACUGCAAAGUUCACCUGCAAUGCCGAAAAUGAAAACGUCACGAAACCAGUCACGUACACGUGGACUAAAAAUGGCGACACUGUGUCACCAGGGACCAUUGAACGUGGUGCCCUGCUUUUCUCGCCCGUCAAGAAGAGUGAUGCCGGGAAAUAUGUCUGUGUCGCAAAAAAUGAUGCUGGAUCUAUGACAAGCAUUGAACAGGAUUUCAGCGUUGUAUCCUAUUCUCCUGGGAUAGACCCAGAUGUGAAAAUGAAGUAUGACGUGGUAGGCGAGAUUGGCAAGGAGGCAUCAUUCGAACUGUUCAUCAUCGCUGACCCGACUCCGGACACAACCGGUUACAUCUGGUCCAAAGAUGACGACAUACUGUUGAACUCAUCGCGAAAAUAUGAAAUUAUUUCUGGGCCCAGGUCGAGCAAGUUGAUAAUCAGAAACGUCAAAUCCUCUGAUUAUGGGAGCUACAUGUGUUCUGUGAAAACGAGUGGAUUUCAAGUGAAGGUCUUCAAGUUUAGGCUUAUCAAAGCAGGUGUUGUUGAUGUUAGCGGUCUGGUUGGAGUCGGAGUCAGAGCUGCAGUCAUUGUAGCUAUAGCCAGCGUCGGUGUGGCAAUUGUUCUAUGGAAACGUGCACUGGUACGUCGGAGAAAGAGGCAGAGUAGACAACCCGCAAAUGACACUGCAGAUUACGAUGAUACGAGGGUUGUAUUCACAACCCCCGGAAAUAUUUCUGUAAAUGACGAUAUGGGGAGUGAUGAGUACGAAAGUUAUGCUUCUCAGCCCGAAAGCGCGGCCGGCCAAAACCCCGCAGAGCCCAGGAUUACGGGGCACCACGUUCAAGAACACGGAGUCCUUGGGGAUGCGCCUGCGUCCUCAGAUAAGGACGAGGCUGCUUACGACUAUCUGCAAAAUUACACCGUGAAGCUACAUGAAUGUGUUUUAGGUCAGAAAACGAUUCCUGCUCCCAAGGUGAAUCGGGCAGAUCCGGAGUAUACUGUCCCUUACGAACACAUGCAAAGGAGGCCAGAGUCAAAAUACACAUACAACGACUCACCAAUCCUCUCACAGGGACAGCCAGACCGAAGCGAGGCCAAGUGUGAUUCGAGACAAGUCGAUGGAGCCGAAUAUUUGACUCCAACUCGCUCGAGUGACAAUGCGUCUCACGUUAAGGAGUCACCAUAUGCACAUCUAGAGCCAAUGGAAACGAUACAGUAUUUGGAUUUCACACAGCUGAGUCCGGAACAAUUGAUCGAGGUCGAUUUAUAA
Molecule: messenger RNA, 1872 nt
Organism: Lineus longissimus
Lineage: Eukaryota; Metazoa; Nemertea; Pilidiophora; Heteronemertea; Lineidae
Product: HEPACAM family member 2-like
Exons: 6
Coding region: 118-1872 (584 amino acids)
Biological process (GO): homophilic cell-cell adhesion; synapse organization
Cellular component (GO): plasma membrane; neuronal cell body; axon
Molecular function (GO): axon guidance receptor activity
Source: RefSeq, a predicted model, not a curated record